This is a messenger RNA of Cryptotermes secundus, 10882 nucleotides long. RefSeq lists its product as uncharacterized. The transcript has 7 exons. Bases 884 to 4195 code for a protein of 1103 amino acids. Gene Ontology annotation, biological process: regulation of transcription by RNA polymerase II. The record is from RefSeq and is a predicted model, not a curated record. Gene Ontology annotation, molecular function: DNA-binding transcription activator activity, RNA polymerase II-specific; RNA polymerase II cis-regulatory region sequence-specific DNA binding. Lineage: Eukaryota; Metazoa; Arthropoda; Insecta; Blattodea; Kalotermitidae. Gene Ontology annotation, cellular component: nucleus.
UCACUCUGUGCACGGCUUGUAUGUUCCGUCACGCACUAUGUAUGCUAAGACCAACAAGAGACCGUUCCAUUCCUUCCUUUCAUGGGUAAGGAAGGAUGCACAUCUGAGUGAGUGAGAAGCACUGACCGCUGAAGUUGUGUUGCUGAACACGAAUUCAAUAUCUACCUGUAGUCCUCGGUGUCUAACGUUUUGUUGCUUGGGCUCAACAGGACAGACAGCGCUGUAUUAGUCCUUGAACCGUUUGAAUUUCGAAAUAGUGGAAUCUGUAUUUCUUUUGUUCAGUGUUCGUGUUUGACAGAGUUGAGCGAUGUUCAUGACAUCUAUCGUACUUGAGCAUCAGGCCAGCAAGCAAAAGAGCACUAGGGUACCAACCUCUACCAGGCUGCCUUCCAUAUAGCCCUGCUUACAAAUAUCUCCUGUAGUCAAUCGUAUACGUACGGUGUGGGAAUUACAUGCCAUAAUUGCUUGUGUACAAGAGUCACAGUAUCCAAGUUGUGAAAAACCUGCAUGGAUUUUGAACUGCUGGGCCUCCUUCUGUGGUGGGAUGUAGAAGUCUUUCAUUGAUAAAAACCAUAUCCCCAAAUGCCCAAUGGCAUGCUUGAAUAAUCCAUCAUCAGGUGUUGGCUAUGAAAAUAUUCCCCUUGAAUUUGAAACCAAUUAGGUCUCAUAUAUCAAAGCAAUAAAUUUAAUGAAAUUCAAUACUUCAAAAAAACUGCAUUGACAUGGAUGCUGCAUCAACAGUAGGAGUGUGUCAUACAGAGAAAUGUGAAUCGCUUAUGUGAGGAACAAAAGAGUUUUUCCAUCAGGAGGAAAAAGUUGAAUUUGAUUCUCCAUUCAGCAAAGAUGAGAAGCUUGAUGAGAUGGUAUAUUUCACAGGGUGGCCAUGAACAACCUCCCAUCAGCAUCAGCUUCUGAUGAUUUGAUAAAUGGGAAACUCAACAGUGCUGUGAGUGACUGGGCAGAAAAUAAGAGUAAGGCAGUAGAAGAACAAGAUACAGGAAAGGAACAUUCGCAGAAUACACAUCAACAGUGUGGUAAUAAUAGCUUAUAUUGCAGAUACUGUGACAGGAACUUUCAUUCUUGUGAUGAAUUCUACCAUCAUCAUCUGUGUCAUGUUCAGCUACCAAAUGUAAUAGCCCAGCGACUCAAUCCUUCCUAUGUUCGUCGUAUAAUUUCAAACAAGGCAUCAAAGAGUGGACACAAGAGGAGAAGAUGUAAUUUUGCUCGUAAACACACCAGGUCAUACAUAGUUCCAAAAGUUAAGAAGAGUAAAGUAAGUGAACCUUUGAAAUUGACUCUUAAAUUGGCUACUGACGCUACUACAGAUAAACCAUCAUUUGAAGUUAUACCACAGAAGAUUCUUAUAGGACCAGGAGGUCUAUAUCCUACAAACGGAGUCCUAGACGAAGUUAAGACGGAGGUUGUUACUCAGAGUGAAGACGUGGAGUGGAAUAGUAAAAGUGUGGAAGGGGAAGGGGAAGAGAAAGGGGAGGGGGCGGGACGGACGUCAGAAAGUGCAUUGGAGUCAUCGGAAGAGAACAGUGGCAUUAACAACGUGGAAAGUGUGGAACAGGACGAGAGUGAAGAAGGGCUUGAGAGUGAAGAGGAAGUGACCAAAGAUAAGUUUGAGGGGGGAGUUGAGAACGAAAAAGAAAUUGAGGACACUUGUCUUGAUGCCAUAGGUGACUUGAACUUGGAUAUUGAUCAUCAACAAGGAAUUAGAUCAGCAUGCCCCAGUCCAACUCCCAGUGAGCAGCUUCGCCCAGAAUUUAUUGCUCCUGAAGAAGGAUCCUGUGAUAGUCUGCCAUCUCCAACAAUGGUUGAAGUCAGUAAUACAACCUUAGCAGAAGCUGGCUCACCAGCAUUUCCCACAACAUCACCUGCACCGCCUCCAACCUCAGGAGACUCCAGUUUUCAACAUUCGGCAUCAGCACAGAAUCAGCAAUCUCCAUCUGUGGAUAAUCCAGAACUGCAGUCUCAGUCUGGAGGCAGAGAUGAGCACAAUAAUGAUCAAAGUGAUGAAACAUCCAUACCUUCAGAAACGGGAAAUUUCAAUUGGAAUGAUAUUGGCAGUGUACCUACAACUGCUACUGAUGAUCCAACAUCGAAUACAGAGAGAAUAGAGGAACGAGAUCCUUUAAUGAUACCAGAACAUACAUCAGCAGAUCCAGGGGUUGAGAAUGAUAAUUCAGGAAAUUUAAGUGAAGGAAGUUCAUCAGAGUCCCUGCUUCGUGGCUUCCUUUGUGAUCCUUCAGGUAGUGAUAAGACUAUAGCAGUAACUACACCAGCAUCUGGUGUAGCUGGAAAUGUAAUUGAUGGCUUAGGUUCAGAAUAUAUUUCAUUAGAACGCCUUGGAGAAACUGGUGCAUUAGCAUGCUGUGACGUGUGUGGUGAACAGACAUCAAACUUGGAAGAACAUCGGGCAAGGGCCGGACAUUAUAAAUGUGGACACCAAGACUGUGGGAAUCAAAUGUUUGCAAAUUUGGGUGAAUUGGCGUCUCAUCAGCACAUCGCUCAUGGCAACAGUGGACAACCUCCGUCACAACAACAACCAUCAUCAUCUCAGCAGUACCCAAUACCACAUCACCAGCCACCACCUGUGCAACAGUUGGCUCAACAAGUUCAGCGUCUACCAGUUCCAGCACAACAGUUAUCUCCCCAUCAGAUGAACCAUCAUGCACCACAGCCAGUUGUCCAGCAGAUGUCUCCACAACUUCAUCAACUGAUGCCCCCCCAGCAGCCUUAUCCUCAGUCUCCAGUUCGGCGUCCACCUCCUCUAUAUCGUGUGCCAGGAUCUGCAAGUGUACCUGGAACACCUCAAGGAAUGCAACACCAGUAUCCUAAUCAUCCACAGCAAACCCAACAGCAGCAUAUGAUGCCACCACAAAUGUACAAUCAACAACCCUACCCUCAGCCUCAGAAUAAUUACCCUGCACCUGCAGGUUCCUUGCCCACUCCCAGGCCUUAUGGUAAUAUGGUUCAACAGCUAAAUCGUCCACGGGCCCCUUCCCAACACAGUAUGCAGCGACCAAAUAUAGUCCAGCAGCAGCCAAGAAUGGGGUUACAACAGAAACGGCCAGCUGUUGUGCCUAAUCAGCCUGGUAGCUCUCCAAAUAAACAAAGAAGGGUGGAUGUCCUUCUACCAGACAGACACGAUGAUGCUGAUUGUCAUGUAAUAGCAUUGCAGAAAAGGACAGACAGUGGACCUGUGAUCGGAAAUGUUCAGGGUGCUGCAAAUAACACUGGACGACCUGAAUCAAUGAUUCACUUAACAGAUUCUAUCACACUGUCUGUGCGGCAGCCUCAAGGAGGAUCAGGUGCUGGGCAGCCUAUAGCAGGUGGAGGGAAGAACAAAAGUGAUGCAAAGGCUGUUGCUAAUAUUCUGGCCACCCGAGGCAUUACAGUCACGCCUGCAGGAGGAACAGGGGGCCGUAGUGGGACAUCGCAGAGUCCACAGCAGCAACAGCGGCAGUCACGGCCACCUGCGGCAAUGCAGUCAGCAGCACCUGCUGUGUCACAGCCAGUUACUACCCUUAACUUAAACUCUGCCAUUUCUAUCAUAGCUCAGCCAACUGCAUCAUCAUCCAGACAGCAGCAGGGAAAUUUUGCCGUGCCUCAUGGGCGAGGAAAUGUGAGCCGAACACUGCAGCAGCAGAUGGAACGUCCACCUCGACCUCCUACUGUUGACUUGACAGGGGAUGGUCCACCUCCACCCCCUUUACUGCAUAGUGUCUCUAGAGGAAGAGGAAGGGGUAGAAGUAUAAUGGGACGAUUCACAUGCCAAGUAUGUGACAAAGCAUUCUCAACGCAGGAGAGCCUGACUCAGCAUAUGACUCUGCAUCGCAGCCCUGGCAAACUUCCAUAUAGAUGCAGCCUGUGUUCAGCACAGUAUCCAACACAGCAAGGUUUGCUCCAGCACAGGCAGGCAUAUCAUAAGGAGCCAGCUGUUCAACCUGGUGCUGAAUUAGCUAUACCUGUAGUAGAUCUGAAGGCCCCAGGUGCUCUGAACCGAUUGGCUGGCCUUGGAAUACAUCAUUAUGUCCCUCUGUCACAACUAGUGAGCCAGUCUGGAGGCUAUUUUGGAUUGCCGAUAGUAUCAGUAGACGGGGCACGUAAUCCUGCAGUAUGUAACUUGGGAGGCCUUGGGGCGUCAUCUGUCUUAUCAUUAGGCCCCCUUAAACAUCUUGGCAGAUAGGUUCACUCCUUCUGUUUCUGGCUAAGGAUGGAUGUUUCGUUAGCUGUUGAGAUUAUAUUCGCACUUUAGUUAUCUAUGUGACAUAAUUAAAUUAUUAUGACAUAUAUAUGUAUAUAUAAUUUUCAGUGAAUACAUCCUGUUAUGUAUUAUAUAUCUCUUUAUUGAAAGCCAUCACAACACAACAAUUAAUAAUAUAGAUAUACAUAUAUACAGUUUCAGGUAGUACUUUACUACAUGUUUUGGCUUUCAGGAAGCCAUCAUCAGGUAAAUACACUUAAAAAACUUUUUAGCUAUUGAAUUGUGUGCUAAUUACACGAUGUAGUGUUAGAUUACAAUAGUAUGAAAUAUAAAGUUACAAUGAAAGUAAAAGUCUUAAAAUUAACAAGUUACAUAAUUAAAAUACAGUUAAGAGCUGUACAUAUAAUUAUAUUUCAAAGUAGGUAGUUGUAAUCGUAAUGUGGUGGUGCUUAUGCGGACAUGUUGAUGCCUGUCAAAUAAAAAUUAAAAUUAAAUAAUAAGUUACAAUAUAGCAAUGGACCUCUGAGCACCAUAACAACCGUCUGUUUAUACAACAUGUCCGCAUAAGCACCACCACAUAUAAUGAAUGAAUGAAUGUAUAAGAGGUGGGCGUUCUUGGCCCUAGCACCUCGACCACAGUGGUCUGUUCUGCCUACCUUUAACACUUCUGCUUUUUAACAGUACCUUUUCUAGCCUCUUCGUUGUGAUGCCACUCUUUGUAACUGCACUCUCACCUACCUUUUGUUAAACUCAAUUAUUAUCUUCUCUCUUGUACGAAAUUUAUCUCAGGGUUAUUUGAUUUACAAAAGAGGUGAGGUUUGUUGGUUCGGUAGAGCUGAGGUUCUCUUAUCUCAGAGCCUUGAAUGGGCCACAACUUAAAGAAGCAAGAAAUAAACACAAACUACAAGUACAACAGCACAUAACAGGUGAGACGUAUUAUUAUUAUUAUUAUUAUUAUUAUUAUUAUUAUUAUUAUUAUUAUUAUUCACUUGUUUAGUCACUUCGUAACACUGUACAACUGACUAACACCAGUAUACUUUUACUUCUUGUUUCUACAAGAUCUGGCGUGUGACUUUUAAGUCUGAUUUCUUCAAGGGCCGGUGUAUGUGCCUUUUACGUCUGAGUUCUACGAGUGUCUGUGUGUGACUUUUACCGACUGAUUUCUACGAGUGCCGCUGUGUGACCGCCUUCGACAACUGACUUCCCUUCGAACCAUCAAGUCCUUGUUUCAUCAGUGUGUUGGCUCUGCCACACCCUUAAAUUUUAGUGAUUGGUCACAUUUAAAAAAUAGGAGUAUCUUAAUUAGCUAUUCCCCCACUCCGUUUAAAGCUUACUUGGGGUCUAGGUUUCCGAGCUCCAACAUACUUCUUUCAGAAUCUUGACAAAUGUGAAGCUUCGCUUGGGCCAUUAAAACUUCACUAUUUUAAGUUACAGCACGCACAAGCUGUCAAGUAUUGAAUUCACAAAAGAUUUCGUAGUUACACUUUCACGUAAAAUUUCUAAAACUCGCAGUGGGGUGUCUUCUUGUUUCUGCUGUACAUGUGGGAAGACACUAACUCUUACAUGCAAGAAUAGACCUAUGUCUCACUACACUUGUUCAUUGCAUCUCAUUGUGAACAAUUAAAAUUUCUAAUUAAUAAAAUUAAUUACAUUUAAAUAGGUUGCAUAGCAGUGGAACGGUUACAUACCACAUAUUACGAUUAAAACUACCUACUUUGAAAUAUAAUUAUAUGUACAGCUCUUAACUGUAUUUUAAUUAUGUAACUAGUUCAUUUUAAGUUUUACUUUCAUUGUAACUUUAUAUUUUAUAUUGUUGUAAUCUAAUACUACAUCGUGUAAUUAGCACGCAAUUCAAUAGCUAAAAAGUUGUUUAAGUGUAUUUACCUGAUGAUGGCUUCUUGAAAGCCAAAACAUGUAGUAAAGCACAACUUGAAACUGCAUACAUAUAUUAUUAAUUGUUGUGUUGUGACAGCUUUCAGUAAAGAGAUAUGUAUAUAAUAUCCACAAAGUUAUUUUCUGCUUGAAACAAAUUCUGUUAACUUCAAUAAAAUUGUUUAUUUCUUGUUUUUAUUGAAAGAUUUGAGGUAACAUGUCUGUGAGUGUUUGCGGUAUGAGGUAAAAGAAAACGUGAAAUUGUCCUGUGCUGAAGGAAUUAAGCAUUACACCAUGAAGGCAUGUGGGGGAGUGGAUGUAUAGAUCCACAUUUUCUUGAGCUUGGCCCCAGAUGGAGGUGAGUGGUCAGCUUCAUGCCCUUGCCGCUUUACUCUCAGGGAGAAAGAGCUCCCAGCGCCCAUUGGUUAAGAGAUCAGGUGGACCCCGGAGCUGGUCUGGAUGACGUGAAAAAGAGAAAAUUCUUGACCUUGAACUCUGAACCCUCAGUUGUCCAGCCCACGGCCAGUUUGUUUGCAGUAUAAGAGCUAGAAAAUUAAGCUUAAUGUCUCAGAAUUGUUGAACUAGAUUAAAGCUGAGAAACCAUGUUUAUGGACCAGUGAUUUGCUCCUCUUUGGUUUAUUCCAUUUGAUGAUAAGCCUUUGGGAGUAUAAUGCAUUAGAAGUAGCUGUGCAGUAUUUAAUAACGAAACUGAUAAGAAUUUGGUGCUCAAAUGGGGAAAAGCAAAAGAAACGGUAAAUUCAGUUUUCAUUUUGUAAUUUGUGUUUAUCUGGGUAUCGGUAUUGGCCUCUCCAUGAACAGCUUCUGUCUCUAUUGCAGUGAUCUGAGAUAACUGCAAAGAUGUUUCUUCAGAUGUAUUACUUUUCUUGUACAUGUCAAGUUGGUUAAUGUAAUAUAGUUUAUGAUAGAUGCCUUCAAGUUAAUUUGGAAGGACUUUUAUCUCUUGAACCUCCAUUGAAUAUGUAAGUUGCCUUAUAUCUUACAAAUAUAAACAUGCUGCAAUGCACAUGUCAAGACAUGACCAUAAAUGUUGCUCACUUAGAACAAAAACAUUUUAGUAUAAUGUAUGUUAUUUUUCAUGGAUAGAAAUAUUUAUAAUGUUUGGUUUUACAUUUUUACAAUACAUCACAAACUGGUUAAUCACUUUUUAUCUAUUCUCUUCCAGUAAUGCCUGUGUUUAAAUUAUCUGCUUAGACUGAGUGCUAAACCUGAAAAGAAGUCUCACAGGAGAGCAUUAACUUGUGAAAUCAGCCUGCCUGCCCACCCCCUUCUCUCCCAUCCCUUUAGCAUAUAUCAGAUCACAGAUUACAGCAUAAGGUAUUAUAUAAUUAUUUAAGUUAAUUGGUGGCACUGUAUGUUCUGACAUUCAGAUGUCAUCCUAAGGGGGUUUUCGUUCAGUAAAUACACUGGUAGAACUGACUGGAGGUUGUUGUAUUGCUCAUAAAAUUAUAAGCUUAUUAGAAAGUUAGUCCAACAAAUGAAGUAGCAUCAUGUUACAACCAAUUAAGUGUUAAUAAAUUCAUAUAUGCAGUUGCAGAGUCAUGUAGAGGUUUAUAUAGAUGGUAUGUUAAAAAGAAAGUGAAGGAGGCCAGAGGCAACAUCACACACACACACACACACAUAUAUAUAUAUCUGAGUAUCGGGAUCUUUGAAUUGCAUAGGAUACCUCUUCUUAAUAUCCUUUCCAUUCUCCUUUUCCAGCGCCACCAUCAUCAUCAACAGCAGGCCUUAGGGCCUCUUAUGGUCUCAGGUUUUCCCUCCGUCUUUUCAUCAGAUAUCCUGUUGAUUUCUUCCCUUUCGUCUUAAAAUUGCUUUUGGGGAUCUUUACCAUUUAUUCUGUUUACGUGACCCUCUAGUUUUCUUUGUAAUGUUUAAUGUAGUCUGUUACAAUUUUCGUCUUUUGAGUUGUGUCAAAAUAUUUCUUGUGUGUUCCCGCUUCAUAAAACUGUCCACUCUUCUCAUGAACUUUAUUUUGCACCGUUUCUUAUGAUCCACAUCUCGCUUCUACAGCAUAGGACUAGCCAUGCUGUGGUGUUAUGCAGGCAUUUUGGUGCAUGUUCUUAUACCAGUGUUGGUUUCAAAAUCAUAAUUAUGAUACCCAUAGUUUUGUUGUAUUUUGUGAUUUUUUUGUAUAUCUCCUUUUACUUUGGAAUGAUAACUUGUAACCAAGGUAUGAAAAAUUCUUUGUCCUCUCGUUUUAUUUUUUAAAAGUAUCUUGCUUGAUAUAGUGCUUUGCUACAAAAUGUAAUUACUUUCAACUGUGCCUAACCUGAUUGCCCAGACUCUAAAUAUAAUAUGCGACGGAGAAAAACCUACUGAAGAAUGGAAGAAGGCAAAAAGAGGUCACAAAGGGUCCAAAAACUAUAGAAGAGUUAGUCUGUUGAACUUUGGGUACAAAAUUUAUGCCAGAAGAAUUUUUUAAUGCUUAAUUUGUAUUAUAACAUGGUGUUACUGCAUUUGUUGGGCUAACGUUUUAAUAAGCUUUGAAGUUUUAUGUACAGUACUGUGAAUUAGUUUCACCAGUGUAUUUAUUGAAGAGAUACCCUGAAGGUGACAUUUUAGUGUCAAAAAUAUCAGGUCACCAAUUAAGAUAAAAUAAAUAAAUAAUACCUUAUGUUGUAAUUUGACUGUUCUCCCCUAAGUUUUUAAAUAUGAUAACAUGCAGAGUGGAUAAUCUGUGGCAAAAUGAUUUAGAAUUAAGUAUUAUAUUAUUUUCUUAAGGUUUUCAGUUUUCUUUGCAACGUAGAUCAUUGGUAGCUUAAAACAGCUUCUUGUUUACAAGAUAGACUUCUUCUAGCAUUCAGGUUAGAAGCAGGCUGAACCUCAGACUGUUUCAUGUGUUGUAACCUUUAAAAAUAUAUUUAGUCAAAUAGGUAUGUUAAUUUGCAUGAAUUCAAUUGGUAAAUACUCAUAAUUUUUUUCUUCUUUUGUCUUCCAAGAAAUGCCUUCAUGAUACAUUUUGCAUGUUUUAGUCUUCCAGUGUUCUGUACACGAUAUUUGUAUUAUGCAUACAAUUUUUUCUCUAUUCCCUAAUGCAGUUUACUUGAUAAGUUAGUUUUGAUUUAUGUUUGUUGGCAGCAAACAGCUCCUGUGAGAAGUGCAUAUCAAGUUCAAAAUUGACACAAGUGAAAUUGUCUUGGAUAUACUUUAGCUGCUGCAGAGUACUUGAUAUGCCAUCUACCUUCUAUUUCAUUGCAGUUAACAGUAACAAAAAUUGUCAUUUCAAAAUACAGCGUGAAACAUCCAUGCAAAGCCUGUGAUUAACUUCAUGUAAAUAACGCUGGUUGAGUGGCCACAUACAGUGAACUCUGGAGACCUUUGUAUACAUUAAAACAGAAGGUAUUUUAUAUCAUACAUUAUUUUCUGUUCGAUAUUUUAUUCACCAUAUAAACAGUACAUAGAUUACUAUAAUAUUUUUGUUGACAUUAAAAGAGGCGGUUAAUGAUAACGGUGACCAACACAUUGGCAUCUUUAUUGUCAUUUUAGAGCCUCCUGUGAUAUGUUUAGCAGCAGUUUGAACACCAGCAGCCAUCUCAAAGUUGAUACAUCCAAUAUAAUGUUAUACUAGAACCUGAAAGAGCCUAUGUUACCUGCCGUAAGUGUAUUUAAUUUGAGAAGUGCACUUCAUUAAGUGGCAUGGAUUAUCGUGCCCUUUUGAGGAUUGCAUUUGUGGAAAUUAUUAUUGAAGCAUUUAUACAAAUACAGAUUUUGUACUUUUUUAUAAAUACAUAGUUCCUUUAUGUCAUCAUCAUCAUCGCCACCAUCAAUAUUGUAACUUGUCACACCCAUUUUGAGUAUCAUUUGAUUGGUUAGACUCGAAAGGAUUCUGACGAUGGUGUAUACUGCACCAUUUGAUGCAGAAUCAUUUGAUUCUUUAGUACUAGCAUAGCUCCAAAAGAAAUGCAUUUAAAAGAAAACUUACAUGAUACCUACUUAAAGAGGGUUGUGGAUAUCCUUGUCUGUGCUAAAUAUCCAUAUGAUUACUACAUUUGAGUUUGCUUCAUUCCAGUUCUAAAGACUUGUUUAGAAGUGGAACAUUUUGUGUUAAGAUGUUAUAGUAUUAACUUCAUUUAAAUAUGCUGCUUACAAAUUGGAAUUAUUCUACAUAACAUGGCACGUUUUGUGGCUGAAAUUUUAAUGGUUGAGUCAGUUUCGUUUUUCAUUAUUUUUAGCUAUGAAUGAUAUAACUAAUCUUCCAGCUCAACAAUACUAUGAAGUUAAGUUUGAAAAAGUAAAAGUAUGUUAGGUGGUUUUUAACUUUAGAAAAACUACCUUAAAAAUUCAAAAUACACAUAAAUAGUGGCAAAAAUUACUGUUCUGUAUGCAGAAGCCUGUGAUACUUAUGAAUGUUUAUGGAGAUGGAAAAAUUCUUUGCCAUUACUAGUAUGUUACCUCUUUGCUGCCAGCCUUACGAGUUAUUUAGUUGGUCACCUCUGCAUUACAAAAGCUAAAUUUACAAUGUGACAUGCCUUAUUUGUUUUAGCCAUGAUUUAAAAAUAAAUCCUUAAUAUUCUAAGCUAUAAAACUACAAGCUACAAUAAAAAUUUCAUUUGUUUAUAUGUAGAUUGAUGGUCAGUUAUCAGUCAUUAUUGUAUUUGGCUCUAAUGUUUAUGUCUUUGUUUUUUUAUCUGGACAGUGUAAAUCUUCUUUAGAUGUGGUGUCAUGUGACUAGUUUGUAACAGUAUGUUCUUCAUAACAGUUUUGUACAAGAUUAUGAUCAGCGACCAAAAUUCAUAGCUGCUGUGCAAAUCCUGUAAAUACAGAAGCCUUUUUCCAAUA